GGAUUCCAUUUUCCCUCUAAAAACAUCUUUUUCAUUCACUUCCCUGCUGCGUCCCAGCUCGGCCGUGACAGCAGGCUCCAGUCCCCUACCCCCAAUUAUCGCUGUGUAAACCGGAAGUGUGGUAUUUACGUCUGCCAGCAACAAGGUCUCAGCUUGCAGGCGGCCAUCGGGGCCACGCACUCAUGGUCCGGGCGCACCGGGGGUGUGAUUUGCAACGAGUGCGCGUGGCUCGUGCAAUCAUACCUCGAUCAGCAGCAGUCUCCACCGCCCCCGCCAACCCCACCCUCCUCGCUCAGCCCCUCGGCCUCCCCCUCUGGGCCAACCAAGGUUCGCGUCCACCGCCUCCCGGUCGUCGCGCCGAGGCCAUCCCGGCACCCCCUUGGGGUGAUGCUCGCCGGCCUGCGCACCUCCCCUCCCUGGAGAAGUACUCUUCCCUCGCAUCUCCUCCGCGCGACCUCGGUGAUGAAUCUCUCCAAGCCAUCAUCGACGUUCACCCUCCAUUGCGACCUCGCCACUUUACAGUCAGGGACCGUCCUAUCGGACAAUCAUCCAAAGGUGAUCGCUUUGUCUGGAUGAGAGCCGAGCUAGAACAGGGCUCUUUCUCCGAGAUGUUGAUGAUGGCCCCCGGCUUUGGGUCCGUUCGCUAUCCACCUGCCCUCGGAAACCCCAUGUACGCUUGUGCUUCCCUCCCAUCCUCCACUGCUCCCUCUCAUCUCCCCCGCGUCACAUGAGUGAUGCAAUUCUCUAAGCCAUCAUCGACAUUCACCCUCCACUGCGACCUCGCCCUCUUACAGUCAGGGACCUUCCUAUCCAACAAUCAUCCAAAGGUGGUCGCUGUGAGGCUGGAAGGAGGUGAAACAACGUUGGAGGCAGCGGUUGAGGGGGUAGUUGUCUGGAUGAAAGCCGAGCUAGAACAGGGCUCUAUCCACGCACGAUUUCCCCGAAAUCUCCAAGUCCGACACCCCAAUUUCACCGCCAUCGCGUCUGCAUACGUGCAAGACAAACUCCACCAGACCAUCCUGGAGUAUAUUUCCCCAGCGCCAUUCACAGUGACGGUGGACACCCCUCCCUGUCCGGCCUGCGAAACAGCACGUACGGCAGCUCGUCCAUCGUUUUAGUUGGAGGAACACCAGAGGAACGGGGGAAAAAGGAGCAAGAAAAGUCAGCAAACAAAAGUCAGCGGAGUAGUCAUGCAUAUCCUCGGAAAGAAGCUG
Cryptococcus amylolentus CBS 6039 is the source of this 1214-nucleotide messenger RNA. RefSeq lists its product as hypothetical. Bases 183 to 731 code for a protein of 182 amino acids. The transcript is spliced from 5 exons. Lineage: Eukaryota; Fungi; Basidiomycota; Tremellomycetes; Tremellales; Cryptococcaceae. The record is from RefSeq and is a predicted model, not a curated record.